Messenger RNA from Lotus japonicus, 2640 nucleotides. RefSeq names its product ABC transporter G family member 21-like. NCBI's taxonomy places the organism in Eukaryota, Viridiplantae, Streptophyta, Magnoliopsida, Fabales, Fabaceae. The transcript has 5 exons. Bases 207 to 2246 code for a protein of 679 amino acids. Gene Ontology annotation, cellular component: membrane. Gene Ontology annotation, molecular function: ATP hydrolysis activity; ATP binding; ABC-type transporter activity. The record is from RefSeq and is a predicted model, not a curated record.
UAAAUCACACAUCUUCAUUCGUGUGCUUCUCGUGCCCUUUCCUCACUUUAUACCUGUUCUUUCAUGUGACUCCUCUUCUAACAUCUCCUUCUCCCUCAUUCAAUUUUGAACACCAUUAUCUUCAUCUAUACUCUGCUUCUUCAUAUUCUUCCUAGUUCAUUCAAUUAAUUCUUCUCAACUUUCCUCAACAAACUUCAUAAAUCAAGAUGAUGCCCCCUGAGCAAGAAACCAAUAUUGCACCCAACAAUAUCCAAGCCAUCACAAACCGACCUGAGAACAACGAAUCACCAGAGGGUUCUUCUUCAACUAACAAGGUAAAACCCAGCUCCGAUGACAAUGGUAGUUCUCCAAAGUUUCAACCUCAUGAUCCAAUAACAACCCCAACAACAUCAUCAUUUUCCAUUCUUCAUCAAUCCUUGCGUCCUGUCACUCUCAAGUUUGAAGACGUUUCAUACAGCAUAACCUUGCAAAGUCAAAAGAAUAAAGGAUGUGUUCUUCCAAAAGAGGCAAAAGUAACCAGAAGACUCCUCAGCGGCGUGACGGGGAUAGCGAAACCCGGCGAACUGACGGCAAUGUUGGGCCCCUCAGGGAGCGGCAAGACCACCCUCCUCACCGCCCUCGCCGGAAGACUCACUGGAAAAGUCUCUGGCACCAUAACCUACAAUGGAAACCCGGACCCCACCUGCAUGAAGCGCAGGAUCGGGUUCGUAUCGCAAGACGACAUCGUCUACCCUCAUCUCACCGUGCUUGAGACGCUCACCUACACCGCCCUACUGAGGCUACCAAAUAGCCUCACUAGGGAGGAGAAGGCAGAGCAUGCAGAGAGGGUGAUUACGGAGCUUGGAUUAACACGAUGCCGGAACAGCCCCAUCGGCGGGUGCAUGGGGGUUUUCCGGGGAAUCUCCGGCGGGGAGAGGAAAAGGGUGAGCAUUGGGCAGGAGAUGUUGGUGAACCCGAGUUUGCUGUUGCUGGAUGAACCGACGUCCGGUCUGGACUCGACAACGGCUCAGCUUAUCGUUUCGGUUCUCCGAAGGCUCGCCCGAGCUGGUCGAACCGUGCUUACCACCAUUCACCAACCGUCGAGUCGGUUGUACCGGAUGUUUGAUAAGGUUGUGGUGCUUUCUGACGGGUGCCCCAUUUAUAGUGGUAAUGCAGGUCGGGUCAUGGAUUAUCUUGAGUCGGUUGGUUAUAUGCCCGCUUUCAACUUUGUCAACCCGGCUGAUUUUCUUCUUGACCUUGCUAACGGCAUAGUUGCUGAUGUCAAACAUGAUGAUCAGAUAGAGCACCAUGAGGAUCAAGCUUCAGUCAAACAGUCCCUAAUUUCAUCCUAUAAGAAGAACUUAUAUCCUCUUCUUAAAGAAGAGAUUCAUCAAAACAACAGUGAGCAAGUAGCUUUCACAUCAGGAACAGCUAGACGUUCUGAUAACCAAUGGGCCACUAGCUGGUGGGAGCAGUUUAAGGUGCUUCUUAAAAGGGGUUUACAGGAAAGAAGGCAUGAAUCUUUCUCUGGCUUAAGGAUUUUCCAAGUCUUGUCUGUGUCCAUUCUCUCAGGACUUCUAUGGUGGCACUCUGAUCCCUCACACAUACAAGAUCAGGUAGGACUACUUUUCUUCUUCUCCAUAUUCUGGGGAUUCUUCCCUCUCUUCAAUGCAAUCUUUGCAUUCCCUCUCGAGAGGCCAAUGCUAAUAAAAGAAAGAUCAUCAGGAAUGUACCAUCUCUCCUCCUACUAUGUUGCUAGGAUGGUGGGAGACUUACCAAUGGAGCUUGUUCUUCCCACUAUGUUUGUAACCAUCACCUACUGGAUGGGUGGUCUCAAACCUUCACUAGUCACAUUUGUGUUAACCCUCUUGAUCAUGCUUUUCAAUGUUCUGGUCUCUCAAGGAAUAGGCCUUGCAUUGGGGGCAAUUCUCAUGGAUGUGAAGCAGGCCACAACACUAGCUUCAGUGACCAUGCUCGUUUUUCUGUUGGCUGGUGGUUACUACAUUCAGCAAAUGCCUUCUUUUAUAGCUUGGUUGAAGUACAUUUCUUUCAGCCAUUACUGCUAUAACCUGCUGGUAGGUGUUCAGUAUUCAGUGAAUGAGGUGUAUGAGUGUGGGAAAGGAUUGCAUUGUAAGGUGAGAGAUUUUCCAGCUAUAAGGUGUUUGGAACUUGAUGACUUGUGGGGAGAUGUGGCUGCAUUGGCUGUGAUGUUUGUUGGAUACAGAGUUGUGGCAUAUCUAGCUUUGAGGAUGGGGCAGCCUCACUGACUAAAGACUUGUAUAUUAGAGAUCAUAUUAUUAAUUUUCAAGAUUGUAUGAAUCAUCGCCUCAGUCCAUGUUUGUGAUUCUUCUACAAUUGAUUCUAAGUUCAAAAUCAAUUAUGGGGAGAACAAAAUUGAGUAGUUCUGGGUAACAGAAUUGAUUCAGGGGAAAUCCAAACAUGCUACUAGUUAAAUAAGUAGUAAUUAUUUUGAUUCAAAUUGGAUAUAGAAUAUCUUAAGUACUUUGUGAUUAUUAGUAGACAUUGAAAUGAAGCAAUCAAAAUUUGUAGAAAUGUGGUCCAAUUUUUGUUUGGAGAAAAACCAGUUGUAUUGUACCACUACAUCAAAGAGUGGCUUUGGAUCUUUAUGGAAAUCUAAUUAAUGUUGCAACUUAGUACAUA